Molecule: messenger RNA, 2037 nt
Organism: Talaromyces rugulosus
Lineage: Eukaryota; Fungi; Ascomycota; Eurotiomycetes; Eurotiales; Trichocomaceae
Exons: 5
Coding region: 1-2037 (678 amino acids)
Biological process (GO): regulation of DNA-templated transcription; DNA-templated transcription
Molecular function (GO): DNA-binding transcription factor activity, RNA polymerase II-specific; zinc ion binding; DNA binding
Source: RefSeq, a predicted model, not a curated record
AUGCCUGCUUCUGGUAUAAAGCGCAUUCGUGGUGCCUGCUCGACCUGUCGACAUCGUAAGGUGCGCUGCGAUGCCGCCAUCCUGGACUCGCCGUGCACAAAUUGUCGCCGGAAUGGCCUCUUUUGUGAUACAGUCAGGCCGCCCAAGGAUAAAAGGCCAACAUCCUCGGCCGAUACCUCCAUUACCGCAGAUAUAACCGGUCAUCUUACCGCUAUCCAAACGUCAAAGAACCGCGGGCGUUAUCAGCCGUUUACAAAUUUUGGGUUCUUCGCAAUCCCAAAGUUACAAAAUUUAUGUUCGGAGGAUAUGAUCUGCUUGAAGAUGCAGAAGUCAUUAUAUGUCCCUGAACACCCGGUCCUGGAAAGCUUUUUGCGACAUUACUUCCUUUAUGUGCAUCCGUGCAUGCCUGUCGUCGAUGAAGCUCGGUUUUGGGAAAUGUACCACGGUGAUGACGAACAUUCCUCUUCCACUCAGGAAUUCUCACUUCUUUUGUUUCAAACUAUGCUUUUUGCCGCGUCCAGUUAUAUUCCCAACGAACUUGCGAAAUCAUUCGGCUAUGACUCAAUUGUGGCCGCUCGAAAUUCAUUAUAUCGAAGUGCCAAGGCCCUCUACGACUUUGAUACCGAGGACAGCUCCCUCAGUAUUGCACAGGCAGCCCUUUUACUUACAUAUCACAACUCCAGUGUCAAUCAAUUAACCAACUCGACAUGGCUUUCUAUUGCCAUUCAACAUGCCAGAGCAUCAGAUGCUCAUUUGUACGAUGCUCAGAACCGAACACACCACCAAAUAUCCCUGCUGAAACGGAUUUGGUGGUCCUGUAUUGUGCGGGAUCGUAUCAUAGCAAUCGGAAUGCGUCGUCCUCUCCAGAUAACGCAACACGACUUCGAUUUUUCGAAACCCAGCAUCGGGCAGGCGGAUUUCGAAUAUGAAAAUCCCAUAUCGGAGGUCUAUAGUCAGCUAGUCAAGGAGCAACUGUGCGAUGUAUUUGUCGCUCAGUGCCAGCUUGCGGUAGCUAUGACUAAUCCGAUGUCCGUUCUUUAUCCAGCCAUCAGACAGAAAGCGACGAAUUCACACGGCGAUAUCAGUAAUCAAUUGACAUCCUGUGUUGAAGGGCUUAGCAAUUUGAAGACCUGGGAGUUAGGUUAUUUGAUGCCACUCAAGGACCGCCAAGUGAAUGUACAUGCCACCGUCAAACUUUUUGCUCAUCUUACCUCGUUAUAUUACCAGUCAACACGUGUUGCGCUUUGCCAUCACAUGGCUCUAUUGCUCUUCGUUCGUGAAGAAGCACGAUGGCAUCAAAGUCGAGUGAUGAGUAUCCGCCAAAUCAAGGAAGAACUCGUUGAUGCUAUCGGAGCAGUCACAGCUACAGUCCGUGACUUUUUCACUGUCUGCAAUGUAUCUUCUGGCCACCUUCCGCUGAGUGUGUUGAUGAACAUAAUCCUACCAGCCUUUCUCCUUCGACUAGAUAUUCAGCUUUCGCCCUCUGUACCCUCGCUUGGCAAUGCCCACUCAUCGCAAUCCCCGAAAUUAUCUCGCGACUCCAACCACAGCUUAAAUUUUUAUUUACAAAUUAUCCAGAUUUGCAACACUCGAUACGAUACAUCUUAUAUAGCCGAUUGGUUUGAACAGCUCAUUCGUAUGGCGACCGCGGUCAAAAUGAGAAUGUUGUCUGCACACACACGCUCACCGAAGCAAUUUCCGUCCUUCCCCAAGUCGUUUCUCGAUUUUCUCGAGUAUCAGCCAAUAACUUACCUGCGCCUCGCGGCUACUAUUGAUAAUCUAUUUGCUACAGCAAAUGUGAGCCUAGCAACUACGCAACGACUAUCCGCACUGCAACGGGGGAUGGUACCGCACAGCGGAUUAAGAUGUGCAUCCAGCACCAACCACUCUCGUCAUGACCUUGUUACAUCUCUCAACAAACAAUGCAACGAUAAUUCCGAUUAUCCAACAACACUUGAAGGUUGUGAUGAUUUCACAUCUAGUCAACAAACAGAUUACAUGUAUUUGAUUAAUGACCUCCCUCUUCUUGGCGGCUAA